Paramecium pentaurelia is the source of this 687-nucleotide messenger RNA. NCBI's taxonomy places the organism in Eukaryota, Ciliophora, Oligohymenophorea, Peniculida, Parameciidae. The record is from the annotation of a GenBank genome assembly.
AUGUUUGACACAUAACAUUCGAUUGAUUAAGAAGAACUAGAUACUUAACAAUCAUAAUCUUUCCUUUAACCAUAUCCAUCACAAAAUUUCUAAUCCGCGAUUGAUAGCUUAAGAAAUAUUAUGCUAUUCAAUUAUAUAGAAGAUUAAACUCAAAAUAAUGAAUAAGAAUCUUAAGAAGGAGUUUAAUUACAAGAAAUUAGUUCAUCUAGUGAAUAUGAAAAAUAAACAUAAUAACCUAAAGAUUUUGUGUUUACUACAUAUCAUCCAUCAGUAUUAUUUGGAGAAAAAAAAUAUAAUACAUAUAAAAAAUUAUUUUCAAGAGAAUCAAUAGGUAUUGAUAAUUCUGAAGAAGUUGCUGAAGAAUAAUAUAGAGAAAGUGACGACAUAAGAGAUUAAAUUCAUUCAAACUUAGCUCUAAUAAAAUCUUAAUUAAAAAAUUUUGAUAAGAAAUAAAGAAAUCCAGCAAGGAAUAAUAUUAAUCAAAGAUAGAUAGUACUAUUUGAGGAAUAAAGUUCAAAUUAAAGUAAUUUAUCUUUGUCUGAUAUUGAUUCAAUUAUGGAUUAAGAAUUAAAUGAUGAAUAUAAUCAUGGUGUAGAAAAAAAGAUUUAAAAUUAUAAUUCAAAUUGCAACAUUUUGGAAAAAUUCACAACUUAAUAUAAAUCAUAAAGUUAAAUUGAAAAUUUCUGA